CAAGGAAAGUUUACAUGCAUUGAAGUCCGAUUCCACCUGGAGAGGCAAAUGGGUUACUAUCUCAUCCAGAUGUACAUACCGAGUCUCUUGAUCGUCAUUCUCUCUUGGGUGUCAUUUUGGAUCAACAUGGAUGCAGCUCCAGCCAGAGUGGCUUUGGGCAUAACAACUGUGCUGACCAUGACAACACAAAGCUCAGGGUCACGAGCAUCACUCCCAAAGGUGUCAUAUGUCAAAGCAAUUGACAUCUGGAUGGCUGUGUGUCUGCUCUUUGUAUUUUCUGCACUUCUGGAAUAUGCAGCCGUAAACUUUGUGUCAAGGCAGCAUAAAGAACUCCUGCGAUUCCGCCGGAAGAGGAAGAAGAACAAGUAUUUUGAGGGAGAUCUUGAUGGAAAUGAAAUGAAUGCAUCAUUGCAGCAUAGCAAUGGCUUGAGAUGUGCAGGACGUAUAGACGGGACUUUGCCUCAAAUCUACAGUACAAAUUUAAGGGAUGAUGAUGUAAGAGAAAGUCGAUUUAGUUUUACAGCAUACGGAGUAGGACCAUGUCUGCAAGCAAAAGAUGGAGUGACACAAAUGGGGCCAAACAACCCCAUUCAAGCUGCACCAAAAACCCCCGAUGAGAUGCGAAAGGUAUUUAUUGACCGGGCCAAGAAAAUAGACACCAUUUCCAGAGCUUGCUUCCCUUUAGCCUUUCUGAUUUUCAACAUUUUUUACUGGGUAAUUUACAAAAUCAUUCGGCAUGAGGACAUUCACCAAUAACAAGAUUAAGGCUUUUAGCACAUACAGUUCUGGCUGGCAGGUUUAACAGGAGAGUUUCUGUUAGAAAUAUGCCCAGGAGUCACCAGGACAACUACAGGCAUUGAGGGGAGAA
This is a messenger RNA of Tinamus guttatus (white-throated tinamou), 868 nucleotides long. NCBI's taxonomy places the organism in Eukaryota, Metazoa, Chordata, Aves, Tinamiformes, Tinamidae. The record is from RefSeq and is a predicted model, not a curated record.